Molecule: messenger RNA, 787 nt
Organism: Rhododendron vialii
Lineage: Eukaryota; Viridiplantae; Streptophyta; Magnoliopsida; Ericales; Ericaceae
Product: putative germin-like protein 2-1
Exons: 2
Coding region: 83-727 (214 amino acids)
Cellular component (GO): cell wall
Molecular function (GO): manganese ion binding
Source: RefSeq, a predicted model, not a curated record
ACAACCCAGUUAUCAUUCUUCUCCUAUAUAGAUUCCAUACUUCCUCAGAUCUCUUGAUAUAUAGCUUUACACAUAUUUUUCAAUGGCUUCUCAUGUUCUUUUGUUAGGGUUCUUGGCCGUAACUUGUUCCAUUGCUUUGGCUGACGAAACCCCGCUUCAAGACUUUUGUGUCGCAGAUCUUAACAGCCCUGUUUUCGUUAAUGGAUUUGCGUGCAAAGACCCAAAGCUUGUGCAAUUGGAUGAUUUCUUCUUUAGUGGGCUAAGCAAGGCAGGUAACACAUCGAAUGCUUUGGGAUCAGAGGUCACCCAUGGAUUCGUAACCAACUUUCCUGCACUUAAUACACUUGGCAUCGGCAUGGCCCGUAUUGACUUUGCACCGCACGGGCUUAACCCUCCACACUACCAUCCUCGGGCCAGUGAAAUUUUGACUGUCAUUGAAGGUACCCUAUUAGCAGGAUUUGUCACCUCCAAUCCUGAAAAUCGGCUGUUUGCGAAGGUACUUCAGAAGGGUGAAUCAGUUGUGUACCCAGAGGCUCUUCUCCACUUCCAGCAAAACGUUGGAAAUUGUAAUGCAGUUGCCCUUGCCGUCUUUAAUAGCCAAAAUCCUGAUGUUAAUACCAUUGCAAAUUCAGUGUUUGGUUCGAAUCCGGCAAUCUCUAGUGAUAUUCUCGCAAAGGCAUUCCAAGUGAGUAAGAGUGUAAUUGAUGAUAUCAAAUCAAAGUUCUAAGGAAUAUUUGAUUAAUUUGAAGCUACUCAAUAAAGGAUGGGAUCAAACCCAAGUUUUACA